CCAGCGCUCGUUACCAGCUCGCAUUCAGCAAAAUCAGGAAGUUAGAAAACAGCCUUUAGUCUACAGCCAGCAAAUUUUCUUUAGGGAAGUUGCAAUUGGUUUCUUGCAAAACUUAGAAGCUGAAGUCUGUGCAACACAUCGGACGUUUGAUGAAUACUGUGCAGUUCUGAAGAUUCUGCCGUUCUUGUGAAAACUGCACUACGAAGACCUAUUUUUCCAAGAUUACACAGGUGUUCACGGGGACGGCGAUGAAGUAUGAAGGGUUGUUGGGCCGUUUCCUGCCCCUACUCUCCUCCGUCUGGGGGGUCUGCCAGUUGUGCCUCUUCUCGCUUCUGGUCGCCCUUUCGCUCCGGCUCUGCUGGGAGCUCCUGAAGUACUGGAAAAACGCCAGGAGGCUGCGGUGCUUCGCGCUGCCCCCCAAACGCAACUGGCUGCUGGGGCACCUCGGGCUGAUGCAGAACACAGAGGAGGGUCUGCAAGCAGUCGACCAGCUUGUGAGCACCUACCAGCACUCGUGUGCCUGGUUCCUGGGGCCUUUCUACACGCUGAUCCGGCUCUUUCACCCUGACUACACCAAGCCCAUCCUCCUAGCACCUGUCGCCGUAACCCUGAAGGACGAGCUGUUCUAUGGCUUCCUGCGUCCAUGGCUGGGUCAUGGCCUCCUCCUGAGUAACGGGGAGUACUGGGCCCGCCACCGGCGCCUCCUCACACCUGCCUUCCACUUCGAUAUCCUCAAGAUUUACGUUGGCAUUUUCAACAAGUCCGUCGACAUCAUGCAUGAGAAGUGGCGCCGCCUGGUGGCAGAGGGACACAGCUGUCAGGAAAUGUUUGAGCAGAUCAGCUUGAUGACGCUGGACAGUCUUCUGAAGUGCACCUUCAGCCACGACAGCAACUGUCAGGAGCAUCCCAGCGAGUACAUUUCUGCCAUCUAUGAGCUCAGCACCCUGGUGGUGAAACGGGAGCAUUGCAUGCUGCACCACUGGGACUGGCUGUACUGGCGCACGGCCGAGGGCCGCCGUUUCCGCCGUGCCUGCGCCGUGGUGCACGAGUUCACCGCCAGCAUAGUCCAGAAGCGGCGUGCACAGCUGCGCCUGCAGGGGGAGCCAGAGAAGCCGGGGGAUGGUCGCAAUACGAAGAAAGUGACUGACUUCAUUGAUGUGUUGCUGUUGUCUAAGGAUGAUGACGGCAAGGGGCUCACAGAUGAGGAGAUCAAGGCGGAGGCCGACACCUUCAUGUUCGAAGGCCACGACACCACGGCCAGCGGACUCUCCUGGGUCUUAUACAAUUUGGGCAAGCAUCCGGAGUACCAGGAGCGCUGCCGUGCCGAGGUGGACGACCUGCUGCAGGGCAGGGACAGCGAGGAGCUCGACUGGGACGACCUGUCCAACCUGCCCUUCAUCACGAUGUGCAUUAAGGAGAGCCUGAGACUGUACCCCCCCGUCCCCGCCGUCACACGUCGCCUUACCCAGGAGAUAACAGUGCCUGGGAAGCGGGUGAUACCACCAGGAAACAUCUCCCUGGUGAGCAUCUAUGGGACCCACCACAACCCCCACGUCUGGCCCGACCCGGAGGUUUACAACCCUCUCCGCUUUGACCCCAAGAAUUCCAAAGGACGCUCUCCUUAUGCCUUCAUCCCCUUCUCUGCAGGAGCCAGGAACUGCAUCGGACAAAACUUUGCCAUGGCGGAGAUGCGGGUGGCAACUGCGCUGACUGUGCGGCGGUUCCGCAUCACACCCCGGGACAGCAAGGUGCGGCGGCUGCCUGAGCUCAUCCUGCGCGCCGAGGGGGGGCUGUGGCUGCAGCUGGAGCCGCGAGACCCCCCCAGGGGGUAGCUGGGCCACGUGUCCGGUUGCAUUUCACCACCUUGCCUGCUUUACCUCAAGGAUCUUACUUGUUAUUUUCAGGGAGCCGGUCGAAAUUAAACUUGUGCUUUUGUAGCUCUGCAUGCUUUUUUUUCGGGGGGGGGGUUGAGUGUGUGACACCCCCUCGGGAGGCCUUGCUCUGCCUGCCUGAUGACCGUGAUGUUUGUCCUUUUGCUCAGACCCAACAUCAGUGUAUUAGUACAACCAAGUACAACCAAUUCCUAAGCUCAUCCACUAUGUCUGUAUUUGAAAUAAAUGCACAGUAAUUCAUAACAAUUAAUGUGCUCAGGUAUAUAAUGCAUUGUAUUUAUUAUUUCAUUUCCUGUGAGGCACUUUGAAUGACCUGAAUUAUGUCAUAAAACCCUUUGAAAAUGUGCUUUGCAUAUAAACUUGACUAAUGUUACAUGAUUAUUAGACCAAACAAAUACAGGACAUAAAUAAAUGUUGUCUCCCACAAAGAAA
Messenger RNA from Brienomyrus brachyistius, 2324 nucleotides. RefSeq names its product cytochrome P450 4F3 (gene cyp4f3). Gene Ontology annotation, molecular function: iron ion binding; heme binding; monooxygenase activity. The coding region runs from base 249 to 1832 and encodes 527 amino acids. The record is from RefSeq and is a predicted model, not a curated record. Lineage: Eukaryota; Metazoa; Chordata; Actinopteri; Osteoglossiformes; Mormyridae. The transcript has 13 exons.